This is a messenger RNA of Cornus florida, 2037 nucleotides long. Its product is annotated as diacylglycerol kinase 4. NCBI's taxonomy places the organism in Eukaryota, Viridiplantae, Streptophyta, Magnoliopsida, Cornales, Cornaceae. Gene Ontology annotation, molecular function: ATP-dependent diacylglycerol kinase activity. Bases 239 to 1690 code for a protein of 483 amino acids. The record is from RefSeq and is a predicted model, not a curated record. The transcript is spliced from 13 exons.
AUUCCAAAACUGAGCCGUCCGCCGGAAUCAGUUCUUUGCCCCCUGGGAUACAGCGUUGACGGCCAAAGAAACGUACUUUUCCUUUUCAAAAUCAUCAUCUAAUCCCUCCCCCCACAAACAUUUUCUCUCUCUCUAUAUAUAUACACACAGACCUCUGCCCGAGUGUUUGACGCAUUUGGUUGAAAAAUCCCUGAGGUUUUAGAGAGAGAGAGACAGAAAGACAGAGGGACGAAGAGCGAUGGAUUCGCCGAGGUCCAUGGGCACCGAUUCCACUCGGAUCGCGGCGAGGGCGUCCAUGAUCGACUCAAUCAGGGGUUGCACUCUCGCUGGAAUUCGAAUUCCCAAGGAGGAACUCCAGCGAAGGAUUAUUAUGCCCCAGUACCUCCGCCAAGCCAUCACUGACGCCAUUCAAUCCAAAGACGUCAACGCCGGUGACCGCCACUACCCCCCCAUCGCCGCAGCCGCUGUGCCUUCCCAAGCCCCCGAGUCCCCCAUGGUCGUCUUCAUUAAUCCUAAGAGCGGCGGACGACAUGGUCCUGAGCUCAAAGGAAGGCUUCAGGAAUUGAUGAGCGAAGAACAGGUUUUUGAUCUUUCAGUUGUAAAGCCUAAUGAAUUUGUUCAGUAUGGAUUGGGUUGCCUGGAGAAGUUGGCAGGUCUUGGAGAUGGCUGCGCCAAAGAGACUCGUGAAAAGCUAAGGGUUUUGGUAGCAGGAGGUGAUGGUACAGUGGGUUGGGUCCUAGGAUGCCUCGGAGACCUUUACAAACACGGUCGGGAGCCAGUUCCUCCAACAGCAAUUAUUCCACUUGGCACGGGAAAUGAUUUGUCUAGGAGUUUUGGUUGGGGUGGUUCAUUUCCUUUUAAUUGGAAAUCAGCAAUCAAAAGAACUCUUGACAGGGGUUGCACAGGUCCAAUUUGCCGUCUGGAUAGUUGGACACUUCUCAUAUCAAUGCCAGCUGGGGGGGAACAACUGGAGACACCCCAUUCUUUGAAAGCAACCGAAGAUCUUUCUCUUGAUCAGGGGCUGGAAGUUGAAGGGGAGUUGCCUGAGAAGGUGUUUUGCUAUGAAGGAGUGUUUUAUAAUUACUUUAGCAUAGGAAUGGAUGCCCAAGUUGCUUAUGGUUUCCAUCAUUUACGGAAUGAGAAACCUUAUCUUGCGCAAGGUCCUAUUUCAAAUAAGUUGAUCUACUCUGGAUACACCUGUAAACAAGGGUGGUUCUUCACACCUUGCAUAAGUGAUCCAGGAUUAAGAGGACUCAAGAACAUCCUAAGGUUGCACAUUAAAAAGGUCAACUGCUCAGAAUGGGAACAGGUUCCAGUCCCUUCAAGUGUAAGGGCAAUAGUUGCUUUAAAUCUUCAUAACUAUGCAAGCGGAAGAAAUCCAUGGGGUAAUCUGAAGCCAGAGUAUUUGGAAAAGAAAGGCUUUGUUGAGGCUCAUUCUGAUGACGGUCUCCUCGAAGUUUUUGGCUUGAAACAAGGAUGGCAUGCUUCGUUUGUUAUGAUUGAACUUAUCUCUGCCAAACAUAUCGCCCAGGCUUCAGCAAUUCGAUUUGAGAUUAGAGGUGGAGAGUGGAAAGAAGGUUAUUUGCAAAUGGAUGGAGAGCCGUGGAAACAGCCAAUGAACAAGGAUUAUUCAACUUUUGUGGAGAUAAGAAGGGUACCAUUUCAAUCUAUUAUGGUGAGGGGAGAUUAAGUUUUACAGCUUUCUCUGAUACAGCUUUAGACCCCUGGAUUAUUGCGAAUUGCUCCCAUUUCAAGACUUGGAAUGCAUGUACCACAUUUCAUCUCGUGAGUGCUUUUAAUUUAGUUGUAUGUACCAAAAGUUAGUAAGCACCAGGGAAUUGUUGUAUCAAGUCCAGUGUUAGUCAAUUUUUGCAUUUAAGUUAUAAACUGAAUGGGUAGCUUUAGAAUUUCUUAUUUAGAGAGAUUCAAGUCAGUGGUGGUAAAAGAUUAGCAAAUUAGGUGGUUUUGGAUUCAAAACCAUGAAGCUAUGAACUUGUAAAGUGAAUUACACAACAUUUAAUGGAGGGUGCUUCGAUA